GGCUUCACGGUUGAAGGAGCAGAAUUAUUUACGCAAUGUCCGACUAAAGGCAGUGGAAGUAAACUAUUACAUUGAGAUGUGAUUUUUACAUUCUUAAACAAGCGUUUCCCUCUGGCUUUCCGUCCUUGUAGUGACACAACAGUGUGCUCUCAGCAGCGCUUGAACUGGGAUGCCCUCGCACUACUAGCUUGUUGUUAGCUUUGCCAGGAGCACUGUGUUCGCGACGGGACCAAACACUAUACUGUGCAUUAUGACAGAAAGCAUUAUGAGUAAAGCUGCCACAAUGGAGAUUCCUAUCAACAGCAAUGGUGACACUGGGGCACGACAAGAAGACGACGGCCUCGAACAGGCUGCAAAGCUGCAGUGGAGCUUAGAUGAGAAGGUAGAGAGCUCCAGAGGCACCAGGGACCUACAGCAGGUGAUGGUAUCAGGUCCCAAUCUGAAUGAGACCAGCAUUGUAUCUGGAGGCUAUGGAGGAACAGCAGAGGGCAUCAUUUCUACCAGCUCAAUCAAAGGUCCCAACAUGCACCAUAGCAGCAGCAGCUCCUCCAUGACUGCAGAAGAAACGACCCGCGGUGUGGCUGUGGAGAAAAUAGAAGCAAUGAGAAAAUGGAGUUUUAACACGUACAAGUGCACAAAACAAAUGAUUUCUGAGCGUUUUGGUCGGGGUUCACGGACGGUGGAUCUUGAGCUGGAAGCUCAGAUCGAGCUAUUGAGAGACACAAAAAGGAAAUAUGAAAGUGUGCUGCGGCUGGCCAAAGCACUGACCAAUCACUUCUACAAUAUGGUGCAGACCCAGCACGCACUAGGUGACACCUUUGCUGACCUCAGUCAGAAAUCUCCAGAGUUAAGGGAUGAGUUUGGCUACAAUGCAGAGACCCAGAAGCUGCUUUGUAAGAACGGGGAGACUUUACUCGGUGCCAUUAACUUCUUCGUGUCAAGCAUCAACACACUCGUCAGUAAGACCAUGGAGGACACCUUGAUGACAAUCAAGUUGUAUGAAAAUGCAAGACUGGAGUUUGAUGCCUACCGGUCAGACCUUGAGGAACUGAGCCAGGGUCCAAGAGAUGCUGUAGCCAUGGCACGAAUCGAAGCUGCUCAGCAGCAAUAUCAAAUUCACAAAGAAAAAUACGAACGUCUUCGCUCAGAUGUUACUAUUAAAAUCAGAUUUCUGGAGGAGAAUAAGGUGAAGGUAAUGCACAAGCAGCUCCUCCUCUUCCAUAACGCCAUCUCUGCGUACUUUGCCGGCAAUCAACAGCAACUGGAGGAAACACUGAAGGAGUUUAAUAUAAAGCUGAGACCCCUGGGGGCCGACAAGCCCUCCUGGAUAGAAGAGCAAUAAGAGAUCCUGCAGGACUUCCUCCAGCUUUCUUUUCAGCCACCUACACCUGUUGAAACCCCCAACUUACUGAAGACCACAGCAGAGGGAAAUGUGCAGUGACAGCUGGGUGGAUGAGGAUAUUAAGAGUUAUGAAGUGACUGGAUAUCAGGGUUUGAUUGGAACACCGAGUGGCCAGUUUUAUGAACAUUCAAGGGACUUUUUGUGCCUAUCUUCUUCCCAGCUUCCUUUUUCCAGUUUAACCUUUGUGCUGUUUCCACACGCAUCUUCUUGCCUAACCCUAUUCUCUAUUACAAUGCUAGUUUGCUGCACAAGCUUGUGUUGGUCAUUGUACUCGAGGUCAGAGUUGUUGUAACUUCAUGCAGUCUUAUUAAUUG
Molecule: messenger RNA, 1716 nt
Organism: Nematolebias whitei (Rio pearlfish)
Lineage: Eukaryota; Metazoa; Chordata; Actinopteri; Cyprinodontiformes; Rivulidae
Gene: arfip2b
Product: ADP-ribosylation factor interacting protein 2b
Exons: 9
Coding region: 251-1342 (363 amino acids)
Biological process (GO): intracellular protein transport; regulation of Arp2/3 complex-mediated actin nucleation
Cellular component (GO): trans-Golgi network membrane
Molecular function (GO): protein domain specific binding; phospholipid binding
Source: RefSeq, a predicted model, not a curated record